Sinocyclocheilus rhinocerous is the source of this 2097-nucleotide messenger RNA. Its product is annotated as nidogen-2-like. NCBI's taxonomy places the organism in Eukaryota, Metazoa, Chordata, Actinopteri, Cypriniformes, Cyprinidae. The record is from RefSeq and is a predicted model, not a curated record. The transcript is spliced from 16 exons. Gene Ontology annotation, biological process: cell-matrix adhesion. The annotation marks the transcript as partial.
UAUUUUACGGUGUUUUUAUUUGUGUUCAUUCUUUCAGAAACCACCACAUCGACCACCACAAUCUCAACAACCACUGCAGCAACAACUCCAUGGACAGCACCGGCAAUAUUUUAUCCAUUCGGCGCGGAGGCAGGAGACACUGAAAUUCUUGAAAACGGUGGCGAUACCUCAUACCUUGUUGUCUUCUCCACCCCAUUUACGUACUUUGGCCGCACAUACAAGAUCACAUACGUUAAUAAUAACGGACUCCUUACAUUUAGCCAAGCUAUACCAGAAACAAACCCUUACCCUUUUCCCGCAUAUGGAGAUGAAGAUUACAUUGCUCCGCUCUUGACUGACCUUGAUGACCUUGGUAUAGGUAUAUAUUCGUAUCAGGAGUACACCAGUGGAAGUGUUCUCACUCGCGCCACUCAGGAUAUAAACCAGUAUUUCCCUGGAAGGGACUUCACUGCUUCUUGGGUCUUUGUUGCAACGUGGGACUAUGUGCUUACAGGGGAUAUGAAUGUAUUUAAUCAACACUCAGGCCCGGCAAUCACCGUUCAAGCGGUUUUAAUUUCAGAUGGUGGUUUUUCUUUCAUUCUGAUACAUUACGGUGACUGUGCUGCGAUACCAACUGCAGUGGGGGCUGGAUAUGACACAAUAGACUCCACUGACUACUAUCAAAUUCAUUAUGAUCCAAAUGGUGGCUACUCCAUCCCAAUCCUCAAGAACACGACUAACGUAGGUGUUCCGGGGCGUUGGGCCUUUCUUGUGAACAACAGACCAGAAACCGUCAUAGGAUUUCAAAUGAAACUUCAGUCCUUUUCAGACCUAACACAGAGUGGAAACAUUGAUGCUGUUUUGCAGAAAAUAAAACAAGAGCUGAUCAAUCAUGGAGUGUCAAGUAACUUUGAGCUAAAGUUAAGAAAAGUCAAAAAGACACAGUGGCAUUCUGGUAUCUCUGACCUCAUCCAAAUAUUUAUUGUGAGAAUGUCUCCAGUUUCACAUUAUCUGCUGGUGUUCAUAUCAGUCCUGUCACUGAGCAGGGUAACAGAGGCACAGACAGCGCCGGUGAUAUUCUAUCCAUUCGGCUCAGUGGCAGGAGACACUCUUAAUAUUGCCGUUGAGGAUGAAAACUCCACGCUUAUCAACCUGUGGAGUCCUUUUGUGUUCUUCGGGCGCACGUACAACAGGACAUUUGUUAACAAUAACGGACACCUUACAUUCAACCAGUCUUCAUCACAGUUUAUUUCUCAUUACUUUCCCAUCAAUGGAAGGGAAGACAUCAUUGCUCCCCUCUGGACCGACAUUGAUGUCAGUAUGAAUGGCAUAAUCUCAUAUCAGCAGUAUUCAACCGGGAGUGUUCUCACUCGUGCCACUCAGGAUAUAAACCAGUACUUCCCUGGUCUGAGCUUCACGGCUAUUUGGGUCCUUGUUGCAACUUGGGAUAGAGUUGCAUACUUUUACCACACUGGCACGGAAACAUCGUUUCAAGUGGUUUUGAUUUCGGGCAGUGAUUUGUCUUUUAUUCUCAUGAAUUAUGGUGACUGUGCUGUGGCAUAUAAUAUUGUGCAGGCUGGUUAUGACACAAUAAACUCCACGGCCUACUUUAAGAUUCCUGGGUCAGACAAUGGGAGCUUUACUCCAAACCUCAAGAACUCCACCAAUGUCAAUGUUCCAGGCCGAUGGGCCUUCAGGGUGGAUGGUGGACCAGAUCAAAACAAUCUACAAGAAAAUAUAAUAGGAGUUCAAAUGAGAGUUACUUCAUUUUCAGACCUAAGAGAGAGUGCAAACAUUGAGACUGUUUUAGAGAAACUACAACAGGAGCUGAUCAAGUACGGUCUGCCAAACAGCGUCAAACUGAACUUAAGAAUGGUGCAAAAGACACAGCCGUAAUAUCAGCCUCAUACAAGGAAAGAAAUUCUAACAGAGACCUGUUCAUUAAAUCUCUGGCAUCAAAUAUACCUACCAUUAAAAUCUUAACUUACAGGGAAGCAAGAAAACAACAAUAAAAAAAAUAAAAAAAACAGAUCGAACAUGUGAAAACCGGCGUCUGCAGGAAUGUCACUCUACAGGAGGGCGAACAUUCAUGUGUUCUCAAAUGCAAAUGACGUGUAG